Molecule: messenger RNA, 2712 nt
Organism: Physella acuta
Lineage: Eukaryota; Metazoa; Mollusca; Gastropoda; Physidae
Source: RefSeq, a predicted model, not a curated record
GUGUAGUGGACUAAAGUACUCUUUUCUGCAAGUUUUGGCUUCAAAAGGAUCCAACACUGAGCGUUGCUUGUGUUUGAAUUCAAACGGCAAGUAUAAUAUGUGUAUCGAAAGUUGAAGGGACGCUCUAACUAAACUAUCUUAGAUGUUCGAUUACAGUUUAGGAUUAGAUAAAAGCUAAAUAUCACCCAAAGGAAACAUGUGCUUCAGUUGUCUCGCGAUACACCUGCUUGUACUGGCAGUUACCAUUUACAACGUACAAGCACAGCCUAUGUCGUUUGAUGCUCUAGAUGGCUUGGGAUGUAGUCAGUUCAAAUCCAUUAUCAUGGAUGCUCAGCUAGAAGAGACAUUCCGAAGCCCCCAAGCCCUGACAUUGUUUGUGUUUAAUGACACAGCCUACGCCCUGAUGCCACCUUACAGGCUUGGCACUUUGUAUGACAAGACAAGUGGCAAUAAUUUAGGUGCCAAGGAAUAUGUCAACUCUUUUACGUUGACUGAAGCAGUUGAAACAUCCGCAUUUAGUGAUGUUAAUCCUUUUGGGACGUAUUCUGUAAGGAACCGUAAAGUGUUUCUAAACAAAAGAGAAAUCAAGAGUGGGAAUAUAGCCAGUGGUACCCCAGUACCAACAAAAUAUUUCUGUAACGGAGCUAUGUUAAUCCGACCCAACAUACAAGUUGGCCAGCACCUGAUUCACAUCAUAGACCAGGUUUUAGACAUGCCACUAGAGGACAAUGCCCUGGCUUAUGUGGCUGGGAACAACCCGUCUAAUUUAACAUACCUGUUCUUCAGCAAGAUUAUGGAGUUUCUAAGAAAAGCCCCGCAAGAAGAUGGAGAGUACAACUACAACAAACAGGUCCAACAAAUCCUUGCAGGCAAAAAGGUGACGUUUUUCAUCCCGUCUGACGAGGCUUUGAACCUGAUCCCAUCACAGAAACUCAGUGAGCUACAGGGCAACACCAGGCUGAUGUUGGAGAUCAUCACCCUCCACAUCGUCCCCAACCAAGUCCUGUACACAUCACUAGUUAACCACAAUGAGAUAUUCAACACACAGUUUAAUUCAGGGGCUGUUGUCUUCAGGAAAAACUUUAACAGGGAAGCAGUGUAUGUGACGGGUGCACUAAAAGGUGGUGGAACUGUAACAGCCAAACUUAACCCAGGCAACAGAACUGUUCUCAAUGGUGUUGUCCAUCAGAUUGAUGCCAUGCUGGGAUUUGUUUACAAGACUGCUAUUGAGGAGAUUGAGAUUGAUCCUAACACUCAACACUUUGAGCAGCUGAUAUUCGCAGCAAGAAAAGAUCUACAGAACUACAUCACAGCCACCAGUGGUGUUGUUGUAUUUGUACCAACCAACCCAGCCAUGUACGCCAUCGCUAACGUCUACCCUAACUACAUCAACAACCAGUCGUUGAUUAACAUGGUUCUAGAGAUGAGCCUUCUACUACAUGGCCAGUCUAUAAACGUAAUGGAUUAUAACGGAGGGUAUGAAGCUUAUAAAACUGCUGUAUCAAGAUACAAUGGACGUCUGAUCAAAGUUUAUACUGAAGGGGAUGUAACCUGGGUAGAAGGAGGAUAUGUGAAGGCUAGAGUUAUCAAACCUGACAUAGGUGUCACUAAUGGUGCGGUCCAUCAGAUUGAUGCAGUUUUUGGGAUCCCCACUCGGGAUAUUCCGUACACUGUCUUCUGUGAGGACUGGCUCGUAUCGACCUACAUGCAGCUCAAGUACGUAGGUCUGGACGCCUACAUGAGAGAUCCAACUCUGACCAGAAACCAGGACUGUGUGUUUAGUGCCAGUGCUGCUGCUGGUCAAGUCCCUCCUGCUGCUGGCACCUGGCAAACUAACACUGGACUAGCCAAUCAGAAUCAAGCUAACACUGGACAAGCCAAUCAGAAUCAAGCUAACACUGGACAAGCCAAUCAGAAUCAAGCUAACACUGGACAAGCCAAUCAGAAUCAAGCUAACACUGGACAAGCCAAUCAGAAUCAAGCUAACACUGGACAAGCCAAUCAGAAUCAAGCUAACACUGGACAAGCCAAUCAGAAUCAAGCUAACACUGGACAAGACAAUCAGGAUUUAUUCGAAGGCGUGUGUCGGAAUGGCGAUCAUAGAUGCGAAUUCACGUUCUUUGUGCCUAACGGAACAGCUAUUGACAACUUUGCAGCGACUACUUAUGGACAACAAAUUAUGAAUGAUCAAAAAAGAUGGAGAUGGGUCCUUAGAAGAUUAAUCACAUUCAGAGAGAAGAUUUACAUUGACCAGCUGGCCUUUGGUGCACCAAGGAGUUAUUAUGCUGACAAUGGUGAAGAGAUCAUCAUACAGACAGACUCCAGGUCCAAUAUCCCCAGUGGGCAGAGAACUACCUACAUCAUGUUUGGAGGUGUUAGAGCACAGGUAAUACACUCGGACAUUGGAGCCACCAAUGGUGUCAUCCACAUUAUCAACUCCCUUCUUUUUGUACCGGAGGAUUUGAGCAGGGAGUUUAGUGAAAUAGUAAAUGAGACAACGCCCAGUGGCAACUUGAAUACUAGUUUGCACAGCAACAAACAUAAUGCUGGAAAUUUGAUUCAACAAACGAGUCAGCUUGCUGUAUUAUUCUCAGCUGCAGCUGUAAUAAGUAUUGCAGUAUUCGGUUAAGUUGAAACGAAGCAAGUACAAAUCAAAAUAAAUAGGUUAAAAAUGUGUGUAAUGCAAUUGAUUUAAUAAAAGUUGCUAUACAA